AUGGCGGUGCAACCACGAAUAUCUACCAACAGCCUCCCUGUGCCGACACGCUUCUUCAACCCGUCGCGCCUGCGCUCAUACCUCCUGCGGCUCCCUCUGUUCACGCGCCUGAUCCUGCUGGUCAUCGUCGCGUUCUGGAUCCUCGAGUUCCAGACGGUAUGGAACGUGGCGCAAUGGGGGGCUCUGAUCCCGAAAGAGAUGGGCUUCGGGACAAUGUACAGGCUCAACACGUUCACACUGAUUCACAUGGGCUUCUUCCAUAUGCUGAUGGACACCCUCUGUCUGGUGCCACUGCUGGAGAGGUUCGAGGCGGAAUGGGGAACGUUAACUACCCUUGCGCUGUUUAUGGGUCCAUUGGGCCAGAUUCCGGCUGUUCUAUACUUGGUGUUUGACGGGCUGAUUUUGAGAGACAACACACCCGUCUUGGGGUCGAGCGUGUGGGUGUUCCUGCUCCUAGCGGCUGAGUCGAUCAAGACUUACCGCUCGAAUCCACAUAUAGAAAUUUCAGGGUACAAAAUCCCCACGUGGAUCACUCCCCUUGCUAUCGUGGUCGUUACCUCUAUUUUGAUACCAAACACUUCGUUUCUGGGUCAUUUGAGCGGUUGCAUCACGGGCUAUUUGUGGGGGCUGGGAUAUAUACGAUUUCUCGCACCGCCUGAGAAAGUCCUUCGAUGGAUUGAAGGCAAGCUCAACCUCCUGGGAAGAGUACCUCACUAUGUAUCUGUCGACCAGAAGACUUAUGGAAGAUACGGCGUUUUGCCCUCGAGCUCCACGGCUGGACCGGGUGAGCAUAUGAGUCCAAUUGGACUGGGUUGGGUUGGAGGCACCGGCUCCGGUGGACAAAGGCUUGGCCCUUGA
Molecule: messenger RNA, 858 nt
Organism: Exophiala spinifera
Lineage: Eukaryota; Fungi; Ascomycota; Eurotiomycetes; Chaetothyriales; Herpotrichiellaceae
Exons: 5
Coding region: 1-858 (285 amino acids)
Cellular component (GO): membrane
Molecular function (GO): serine-type endopeptidase activity
Source: RefSeq, a predicted model, not a curated record